This is a messenger RNA of Ectocarpus sp. CCAP 1310/34, 1029 nucleotides long. The record is from the annotation of a GenBank genome assembly. Lineage: Eukaryota; Phaeophyceae; Ectocarpales; Ectocarpaceae.
AUGUAUCCAACACCAAUGUUUACAGACCCACGAACAGCGACACCGCUGUACAUUGCGGCGAUGCAGGGACACCUGGGCGCGGUGAAGGUGCUCCUUCACGCCAAGGCAAACCCUUUGCUGACUCGGUCGUCGGAAUGUUCAGGCAGGAGCUUCGUCCCGCUGGAAGUCGCGGCGCAGACCGGCCGAUCGGCAGUGGUGAGAGAACUGUUGCGCGAAUUUGGUAUCCGUUGCUGUGGUGGGCCGAGUGGUAGGUUGUUAGAUGCUCUCCGCGUCGCCGCAGUGUAUGGACAGGUUGACAUAAUGUCGAUAAUCAUGGGUGCCGGAGUGGUGGAUCCUGUCGGGCUAGCCCUUCUCGCCGCCGUCGGGAGCGGCAAGGAGGCAGCGGUAGGAUUUCUUUUGCGGCAGCAGCAGGAGCGGUGGCAAACUUCUUACGUGAACACCGCCUGCGACGACGAUGGCUUGACGGCUUUGCUGUGGAGCUUCGGGGGAAACAAUAACAAGCCGUGCAACCCCAGGAUCACGCGGCGUCUUGUGGACGCAGGGGCGGACACGACCUCGACCGUGCAGCUCCGCGCCGAACGCAGUCGCACCCGCGUCAAUAUGACGCCACUGGAGUACGUGAACGAGGCUACUCGCCGCGUGCUAUUGCAAGCGGUGGCCGUUCACGCAGUUUCUUGGAUGUGGCCCAGCGAUGACCCAGUUCUCGCACGUCCCGCAAAUAGCCCGAGAACGACCAAGCAUUCUCCGACUCCGCUGUCGACGAUGCUGACGGUCUUGAGGCGGAGGGCGAGAACGCGUGCUUCGCUUUGGGACACCCUGUUCAGGUGGGCGGUGACGCGGUUUUUCGACCGAAGCGUUGGGCGGUUUUACUGGAUUUUCUGCUGUGCCCUGAUUUCGCGACGUAGCGAAUCGGUUUUCCUACUUUUGUUGUGUUCCUGUCUUUGCUCUGCAGUAGGGUCUGGUCGACAUGAUCCGGUCGAGGUUACCAACAAAGAGGCGUCGGGAGAUCGCUGGGCGCCCACACGGUGA